AUGGAAGAAAUUUUAGUUAAAUGUGGGUUUGGAACCUACCAAAUAAGGCUAUUUAGAGAGCAGAAGAUUACUCCAGAUAUUAUGCCGUUACUUUCACUUUAUGACUUUAAAUGUUUGGGUGUAACAGAAAGAUAUGAGAUCAUGAAACUGCGAGUGGAAUGUGUAACUUUCGGAAGACAUAUCAACAAACCAGUGCAGCGUGGUUUUAAGAUACCAAAAAUAACUAUUGAAAGUCUUCUAGAAUCUGGAUUUUCAAUUGUUAACAUCAGCCAACUUCUUGGUGUAUCGGAAAGCACAAUUUAUCGAAAUAUGCGACGACACGGAAUUUCAAAAUAUGCUUUCACCAGUAUUGAAGAUCAUCAGCUGGAUGUGGUCAUGGCAAAGAUCCUAGAAGAAUUUCCAAGGUGUGGAGAAAUGAUGUUGAGGAAUCUGCUAGGUGAAAAGGGUAUUAAGAUACAAAGAUUUCGUGUCAGAGAUGCUCUAAAACGAUUGGAUAGUGAUGGUGUACAAGAACGGAAGAGGAAGCGACUUAAACGGUGCAAGGUCCAAAUGAACUGUGGCACAUUGACACAAACCAUAAAUUGA
Ruditapes philippinarum (Manila clam) is the source of this 585-nucleotide messenger RNA. RefSeq lists its product as uncharacterized. NCBI's taxonomy places the organism in Eukaryota, Metazoa, Mollusca, Bivalvia, Venerida, Veneridae. Bases 1 to 585 code for a protein of 194 amino acids. The transcript is spliced from 2 exons. The record is from RefSeq and is a predicted model, not a curated record.